AAAACGAAUACGCACCAAAAAUAAACCAAAUCCCACUUUCAAAAAUCUUUGAAUGAUUGCUGGCACGAAAAAAGAACAACCCAAAAUUACCAAAACCAUCACAACUCAUCGUCGUCCGAGAAAGUUUUGAUUUUUGUUUUUUUUUUUUGUUUUUCGGGGAGGGAAGGAGUGACAUGGUAUUGGGUAUCAUGUCUGGUUUGCCGUUAUGUUCGCCACUUUUGGCUUCUCGACCUUAAACAACAACUACUGGACCAAAUCCCUCCUUCUCUCUCUCUCUCUCUCUCUCUCUCUCUGGUUUUUUUUGAAAGACUUGUCCUUUUAAUCUCUUCUCACUUUCUCUCUCCUCCCUUUAUUUAUCAUCUCUCUACUCCGAAAGCUUUGGGUGGCUUUUCUGGUGGCCCAAUAUAGAAGUUAGAGCCGUUUCUCCGGCGACCCACAUCGCAUUUGCCCCGACCCAGAUCGAAUCCGGACCCGAAUUGCAGAUAUUCCAACCCCCCCACAUUGACAAGUGACCAUGUCGGUGGAGGCUUAGAGGCUUUUGUCAUUUGUCAAUGCCAUGAAAUGGGUGGAGGGGUUGGAAUGUAAGGUGGGAUUUGGGUGCGGAUUUAUAAGGAUUUGGUAUUGUUAGUUAGAUUCAUGGGGAUUUGUUUCAGUGAACACAAGAAGGAAUCCAAGUUAUCCAAGUUUACUCAGAAAGCCCAACAAGGAUAUGACUCCUCGGUAUCUCAAGCUAACCCGGAUAGAACACCAUACGAUACUCCUUUGGUUACAAAGAAUAUCAAAGACCUCCGCCAAAGUCCAGGAUAUAUCAAUGUCAACAUCUUUACUCACGAUGAGAUGAGGUUGGCCACAAAAAAUUUCAGGCCAGAUCUGAUUCUUGGUGAAGGUGGGUUUGGAAUUGUAUACAAAGGAGUCAUUGAUGACACUGUGAGGCCCGGUUACACGUCCACACAAGUUGCCAUUAAGGAGCUUAACCCAGAAGGGUACCAAGGUGAUAGGGAAUGGCUGGCUGAAGUACACUACUUGGGACAGUUCAGUCAUCCUAAUCUUGUGAGGCUGAUUGGGUACUGUUGUGAGGAUGACCACCGCCAAUUGGUCUAUGAAUACAUGGCAAGUGGCAGCUUGGAAAAACAUCUUUUCCGCAGAGUGGGUUGUACGCUUACAUGGACAAGAAGAAUGAAGAUUGCCUUAGAUGCUGCAAAAGGACUUGCUUUUCUUCAUGGUGCUGAAAGGCCAGUCAUUUACCGUGACUUCAAGACAUCAAACAUUUUGUUGGAUGCGGAUUUUAAUGCGAAGCUUUCAGACUUUGGCCUUGCAAAGGAAGGACCGAUGGGAGACCAAACCCAUGUUUCAACACGAGUGAUGGGAACAUACGGAUAUGCUGCUCCUGAGUAUGUAAUGACUGGGCAUCUAACGGCUCGAAGCGAUGUUUAUGGAUUUGGAGUAGUGCUACUUGAGAUGCUCAUUGGAAGGAGAGCAAUGGAUAAGAGCAGGCCCAGCCGAGAACAUAAUCUAGUUGAAUGGGCUCGGCCACUCUUGAAUCAUAAUAAGAAACUUUUGAGGAUUGUAGACCCUCGACUGGAAGGGCAGUACUCACUUAAAACUGCACUGAAGGUGGCCCAUCUAGCAUACCAAUGCCUUAGCCAGAACCCGAAAGGGAGACCCCUUAUGAGCCAGGUUGUUGAAAUCCUUGAGAGUCUUCAAGCACCAGAACAGCAUGACCCUUUGCUUCAAAGUGGAGGUAAAGCUGUAACUCUUUAUGAGGCUCCCAAGGGAACCUCUGGAACUCAUGCUAAGAGAGAUGUAAAUGGAAAAGAUGGUGGAGGGGGAGGAGAGGUAAGGCGAAGGAGCAACCGGGGAAAUGAAAGGAGCCACAGUGAGCCUAUGAGUGAUCAUGAUCAUCAUAGCCCGUCCCCAAGUUUUGUGUCUCGGGAAAAGUAAACUAUGCAAGAAGUUAAACCCUUUACCAGAAAAUGGAUGGAGGUUGGAACUGUACAAGAUAUAUCAACCGGUCUAUCCUUUAGGUGUAUUGAGUAAAAUUCUUUCCCCUUUGGCAAAAAUUGAAAUGAAUACGUUGUAAUUCGUUCUGUGACAUUCUAUGUUAUGAGCUAUCAUGUACGUUAUGAUAUUAUACUUUAGCAUAGCAUUCGGAGAAAGCCGUUGAUGGUUUUU
This is a messenger RNA of Rosa rugosa (rugosa rose), 2172 nucleotides long. Its product is annotated as probable serine/threonine-protein kinase PBL17. Gene Ontology annotation, biological process: protein phosphorylation. The record is from RefSeq and is a predicted model, not a curated record. NCBI's taxonomy places the organism in Eukaryota, Viridiplantae, Streptophyta, Magnoliopsida, Rosales, Rosaceae. Gene Ontology annotation, molecular function: ATP binding; protein kinase activity. Bases 637 to 1941 code for a protein of 434 amino acids. The transcript has 6 exons.